This is a messenger RNA of Labrus bergylta (ballan wrasse), 961 nucleotides long. RefSeq names its product neuralized E3 ubiquitin protein ligase 2 (gene neurl2). Gene Ontology annotation, molecular function: ubiquitin protein ligase activity. Gene Ontology annotation, biological process: intracellular signal transduction. NCBI's taxonomy places the organism in Eukaryota, Metazoa, Chordata, Actinopteri, Labriformes, Labridae. The record is from RefSeq and is a predicted model, not a curated record.
UUCUUGUCCCCAAACCAGAGAGGCUGCUUGAAUCGGUGAAAACGCAACUCAAAAAAUGGAGCCUUUUCCCGACCAAUUCACGGAAUUCCACCCAAUCCAUGGCACCAAUGUCAUACUGGACCGCUCAGGAACCCAGGCCACCCGCGUGGAGAGCUUUGCUAACGGAGUGUGUUUCAGCAAACACCCCCUGAAGCCUGGGGAGAUUUUUCUCAUCGAGAUCGAGGAUAAGGAGCUGGGCUGGUGUGGACACCUCCGUGUCGGCCUGACAGCCAGGGACCCGGGGGGCCUAGAUGUGGUACCUGAAUACUCCAUCCCGGACCUGACGGAUGUAGGGGACAGCUGGGUUUUCGCCAUUACUCGCAACCACAACAAGGUCAUAGAGGACCCAGGAGCAGAGGGUGAGGAAGCUGGACAGGGAGGACUGGCUGGGGGACACAGGCUCGGACGAGGGGAGGUUGAAGGUUUACUUGGAGAUGGAGGAGAUGUUAAUCAACGAGGGGGCAACAACAGCAAACCAAAGACCUUCUUCACUGACUCUCACUUGUACAUUGAGAAUGUUCGGAUCCCCAGAGACAAGCUGGUCGGUCGGAGCAGGCCCGGACGCUUCAGUCACAUUUUGGACGACUUGUAUAAAACCAACGCUUUGCCUCCCACAGCCAGACGCAGCAGGAUAGGAGUUCUGUACGUUCAAAAGGGGAGAGACCUGGCUGAUAUGCACAUAGUCAUCAAUGGAGAGGACAUGGGAGCUUCUGCAAAGGGGAUCCCCGCCGUCCAACCUCUCUAUGCUGUGGUGGACGUCUUUGCUGCUACUAAGUGUGUCCGAAUCGUCCAGGUGGAGUAUGGAUUCUCGUCCUUGCAGACAUUGUGCAGGAAGGCGAUCCAGAAGCACAUCGUCCACAGGAUGGCCAUUGACUGGCUGGAGCUGCCGGAGGCUCUGAAGCACUACUGCAAAUAUGAAUGA